This is a messenger RNA of Hibiscus syriacus, 3655 nucleotides long. RefSeq names its product exportin-T-like. NCBI's taxonomy places the organism in Eukaryota, Viridiplantae, Streptophyta, Magnoliopsida, Malvales, Malvaceae. Gene Ontology annotation, molecular function: small GTPase binding; tRNA binding. Gene Ontology annotation, biological process: tRNA re-export from nucleus. The record is from RefSeq and is a predicted model, not a curated record. The transcript is spliced from 14 exons. Bases 362 to 3346 code for a protein of 994 amino acids. Gene Ontology annotation, cellular component: cytoplasm; nuclear pore; nuclear matrix.
AUUUUUCUUCUUUGGAAGAACCAAAAAAGAAAGACAUAUAAAUUACACGCCAAUCCAAGCACGCCCUAGGGUUUUCUCCUUCCUCUCUCUUUUUCUUCUUCUUCUUCUUCUUCAGUACUCUUAGCAAAUAAAAACCCAAACUCUAAAUCCCUGCUUCAGCAUUGUUUUUUUAUAAUAAAAGCUGUUUUUUAUUUGAUCUCUUCACCUUUAAGGCAAACUCUCAAUAGCCUGAAGCUCAAAACCCCAAUUUUCUCAACCUCUUCAAGAAACCACAGUUUGAAUCAAAAAAGGUUUUUAACUUUGCUCUUGGAAUCAUCGACAAUACAAGGAAAGAACAGUUAAAAGGGGAAAAAUAUUCAAUAUGGAUGAUGUAGAGAAGGCAAUAAUGAUUAGCUUUGAUGAAUCAGGUGCCAUAGAUUCAGAGUUAAAAUCCCAAGCAGUGAACUUUUGUCAGAAAAUUAAAGAAAACCCAUCAAUAUGUAGCCUUUGUAUUGAGAAGCUGUGUUUUUGCAAGCUCGUUCAGGUUCAGUUUUGGUGUUUACAAGCUUUACAAGAGGUUAUUAGGGUGAAAUAUGGGUCCAUGAGCUUGGAAGAGAAGAACUUCAUCCGAAAGUCGAUUUUUUCAAUGGCAUGCUUGGAAGGUAUAGAUGAUAAGAUGUGUGCUGUUUUGGAUAGUCCUGCAUUUAUAAAGAAUAAGCUCUCUCAGGUUCUGGUUACUUUGAUUUACUUUGAGUACCCUUUGAUUUGGUCCUCGGUUUUUGUUGAUUUUCUACCUCAUUUGAGUAAAGGGGCUGUGGUGAUCGAUAUGUUUUCUCGGAUUUUGAAUGCCUUAGAUGAUGAAUUGGUUAGUAUGGAUUAUCCACGAACACCUGAGGAAUUGUCAGUUGCAGGAAGGGUUAAGGAUGCAAUGAGGAGCCAGUGUGUGCCUCAGAUUGUUAGGGCAUGGUAUGACAUUGUGUCUAUGUAUAAGAAUUCCGAUCCUGAAAUAUGUGCUACUGUUUUGGAUUGUAUGAGGAGGUAUGUUUCCUGGAUUGACAUCGGGUUGAUUGUGAAUGAUGCAUUUAUUCCACUUUUGUUCGAGUUGAUUUUGGUUGAUGGUUUGUCGGAACAGCUCCGUGCCGCUGCUGCAGGAUGUGUUUUGGCAGUAGUUUCUAAGCGAAUGGAUGCACAGUCAAAAUUAUCCCUAUUGAAGAGUCUUCAAAUAAGUCGAGUUUUUAGCUUAGUAUCUGAUGAUAAUGAUUCCGAGUUGGUUUCAGCAGUAGCAGCCUUAAUUGCAGGGUAUGCAGUGGAGGUUUUAGAGUGUUCCAAAAGGGUGAACUCAGAAGAUGCUAAGGUGGUUUCCACGGAGCUUUUAGAUGAAGUUUUGCCAACAGUUUUCUAUGUAAUGCAGAAUUGUGAGAUGGAUGCAGCGUUUAGUAUUGUCCAAUUUCUUUCAUGUUAUGUUGCUACCAUGAAAACACUUUCUCCUUUGCAAGAGAAUAAAAUGCUUCACAUAAGUCAGAUACUGGAAGUGAUUCGUAUUCAGAUUCGUUAUGAUCCCACAUACCGCAACAAUCUCGAUAUAUUGGAUAACAUUGGGGUGGAAGAAGAAAACAGGAUGUCGGAAUUCAGAAGGGAUCUAUUUGUGUUGCUACGAAAUGUGGGUCGAGUAGCACCUGAAGUCACUCGGAUCUUCAUCAGAAAUUCAUUAGCUAAUGCUAUUACAUCUUCAUCAGACAAGAAUGUCGAGGAGGUAGAAGCUGCCCUUUCCCUUUUGUAUGCUCUUGGAGAGUCUAUGAAUGACGAGGCGAUGAAGGUGGGGAAUGGACUAUUAAGUGAACUGGUGACAAAUCUUUUGUCAACAAGAUUUCCUUGUCAUUCCAAUAGGGUAGUUGCCCUUGUGUACUUGGAGACAGUAGCAAGGUAUAUGAAGUUCAUCCAGGAGAAUGUGCAAUAUAUUCCUUUGGUUUUAGCUGCCUUUCUUGAUGAAAGUGGUAUACACCAUCCAAACAUCUAUGUGAGUCGCAGGGCCAGUUAUCUGUUCAUGAGGAUUGUUAAAUUGCUGAAAUCAAAGCUUGUGCCUUUCAUAGAGACAAUUUUGCAGAGCCUGCAAGACAUAGUUGCUCGAUUUACAAGUAUGAGUUUUGCAUCAAAGGAACCUACAGGAUCUGAAGAUGGUGCUCAUAUUUUGAGGUAUUUAUCAAAUUCUUAUGCAAUUGGUCUAUUGAUUGGAAUGGAAGAUGUCCCGCUGGAAAAGCAAUCCGAUUAUCUCUCUUCAUUGCUCACUCCUCUUUGUCAACAGGUUGAGGCAUCACUAAUGAAUUCAAAAGUGUUGAAUCAGGAAGAAUCUACUGUACAAAUUGCUAAUCUCCAGCAAAUAAUUGUGGCAAUUAAUGCUCUAAGCAAGGGUUUCAGUGAGCGCCUUGUAACUUCUAGUCGCCCUGCAAUUGGUCACAUGUUUAAGCAGACAUUGGAUGUUCUUCUCCAAAUUCUUGUUGUAUUUCCAAAGGUAGAGCCUUUGAGGACUAAGGUUUUAUCAUUCAUACACCGUAUGGUGGAGACCUUAGGAGCAUCUGUGUUUCCUUAUCUUCCGAAGGCAUUGGAGCAGUUACUUGCAGAAAGUGAGCCAAAGGAAAUGGCUGGUUUCCUCGUACUGCUCAAUCAACUUAUGUGCAAAUUCAACACCUUGGUCCGUGAAAUAUUGGAAGAAGUAUUUCCUACUAUUGCUGGUAGAGUAUUUAGUGCCAUCCAAAGGGUUGCUGAUUCUUCAGGACCUGAAACCAACACAGAGGAAAUUCGGGAACUGCAAGAACUUCAAAAGACAUUAUAUACUUUUCUUCACGUGAUAGCCACACAUGAUCUCUCUUCCGUUUUCCUUUCCCCCAGAAACCGGGACUACUUGAAUUCAAUUAUGCAGUUGCUAUUACAUACAUCUUGCCACCAUAAGGAUAUAGUUACAAGAAAGGCUUGUGUACAGAUAUUUGUCAAAUUAAUUAAAGACUGGUGUGCCAGUUCUUCUGGCGAAGAAAGGGUGCCUGGUUUCAAAAGUUUUAUCAUAGAGACCUUUGCCACAAACUGUUGUUUGUACAGCGUGCUUGACAAAUCCUUUGAGUUUGGUGAUGCAAAUACUCUUGUUUUAUUUGGAGAAAUAGUGUUGGCUCAGAAGGUGAUGUAUGAGAAGUUUGGGGAUGAUUUUCUUGUUCAUUUCGUAUCAAAAGGACUUCCAUCUGCGCACUGUCCACAAAAUCUGGCGGAGCAGUAUUGCCAAAAGUUGAAGGGUAGCGACCUGAAGGCACUGAGAUCAUUUUACCAGUCACUUGUCGAACAUUUACGACACCAACAGAACGGAAGCCUUGUUUUCAGAUAGCAUCAGGCAAAUGAUUAUUAUUGGGGCUAUCCAUCUAUACACACAUUGUUUCCCACCAAAGGUUGUUUCUAUGUGUAAAUAUCAAAUGUGUCGUGUUGCUUAUUCCAUGGACAAAGAGGUAUUUUCCUUCUAAAGUUGCUCAGAUACCCAUCCUGGUGAGAGUUUUUGUGAGAGCUCUUCAUAGUUUUCCUUUUUUUUGAACACAAAUUUGUUCUUUUGAUUAUUACCCGAACGACAACGUAAACCAACAACAACAAAAAAAGCCAAUUAGGUUUUGAGUUAAUGACGAUCUCCUGGAAAUCACGAGAG